Molecule: messenger RNA, 783 nt
Organism: Meloidogyne enterolobii
Lineage: Eukaryota; Metazoa; Nematoda; Chromadorea; Rhabditida; Meloidogynidae
Source: the annotation of a GenBank genome assembly
AUGAAGCUUGAUAAUUUCUUAAUUGUUUCAAUCAUAAUUGCGAUAUUAUGGACACUUGUUAAAACUGUUCCAUUCCGAAAAUGUUUAGCUAAACACCCCGAAAAGGCAACUAAAAUAUUAAAUGAUGGGGCUGAAUCGUCUGUCAAUCCGCAAAAUCAAAAAUAUAAAGGAAUAUUAAAAUCUAAAUUAAAUAAUACAAACAAGGACUCAGUUAGAAACGAAGACAAACUCUUUAAAAAAUGUAAAUAUAAUAAGGAAUAUUAUCAGAAAAAUAAAGAAUAUUUUCAAAAUUACAAAAAACUAAACAAAGAAAAGAUAAAAGCGGAUAAGCACAAUUACUAUGAAAAGAAUAAGGAAGCUAAACUUUAUGCAAAAAGUGAAAGAAAUAAACUUUACUACGAAAAAAAUAGGGAAAGGAUUUUAGAAAGCAAAAAUAUAUAUAAUAAAAAUAACAAAGAAAAGGUGAAUGCAUACCAACGAAAAUACAGAUUAAAAAUGAAAAACGUUCAAUCUGAUAAUAAUGAAGGAACUUCGUCUGUUAAUCCACAGGCUGGUGAUUUUAUUAAUAAAGGUAAACUACCAAUUGUUUGCGAGAAAAGUUUUGAGGAAGGAAAUCUUUCGAAUCAGGGGGAUGAAGUAUGUAAUGCCGAUGAUGAGCAAAGUCGGAUCGAGGCUGAAGAGCCUAAUAAAAUUCCUGAAUAUGACGCAGUAGAUUUGAAUAAGGAAAUUCAUCCUUUUGAUCUUAACAAAAAACCUGUGGAUGAAGAAUGGGACGAUUAUUAA